This is a messenger RNA of Microcebus murinus (gray mouse lemur), 1664 nucleotides long. The record is from RefSeq and is a predicted model, not a curated record. NCBI's taxonomy places the organism in Eukaryota, Metazoa, Chordata, Mammalia, Primates, Cheirogaleidae.
AUCGCUCGGCGCUCGUCCCUACUCUGUAGGUCUGUUCCUUGCGUCCCAUCGAGCUGCUCAGCCAUCGCGCGCCUGCGCUGUUGGGCUGUCAGUCAGAGCGGCGUGGGGAUCGCUGGGAGCGGUUCAGCGUGCUGGGACCUGAGGUAAAGCUGCGGCUUCUGACCCGCCAGGCCACGCACGAGCUGGCUGACCCGGUUUGUAAAAAUGGAAUUUCAAGCAGUAGUGAUGGCAGUUGGUGGGGGAUCUCGGAUGACAGACCUGACUUCCAGCAUUCCCAAACCUCUGCUUCCAGUUGGGAACAAACCUUUAAUUUGGUACCCAUUGAACCUGCUUGAGCGUGUUGGAUUUGAAGAAGUCAUUGUGGUUACAACCAGGGAUGUCCAAAAGGCUCUAUGUGCAGAAUUCAAGAUGAAAAUGAAGGCAGAUAUUGUGUGUCUUCCUGAUGACGCUGAGACGGGAACUGCAGAUUCUCUGCGCCACAUAUAUCCAAAACUUAAGAUACUCAGAAAUGGAAUCUCUGGAUUAUAUGCUGCCCAAACUCUUUCCCUGACUUAUCAAGAGAGAUUAUUGGUUCAUUCAUUCUCCCAGGCCCUGGUGGAACAGCGUGACUUCAUUGGAGUGGACAGCACAGGGAAGAGGCUGCUCUUCAUGGCUAAUGAAGCGGACUUGGAUGAAGAGCUGGUCAUUAAGGGAUCUAUCCUACAGAAGCACCCUAGAAUACGUUUCCACACAGGCCUUGUGGAUGCCCAUCUCUACUGCUUGAAAAAAUACGUUGUGGAUUUCCUAAUGGAAAAUAGGUCAAUCACUUCUAUCCGGAGUGAACUUAUUCCAUAUCUAGUGAGAAAACAAUUUUCCUCAGCUUCCUCACAACAAGGACAAGAAGAAAAAGAGGAGGAUCCAAAGAAAAAGGAUCCAAAGUCCUUAGAUAUUUAUAGUUUUAUAAAAGAAGAAAAUACACUGACCUUGGCCCCCUUUGAUACCUGCUGGAAUGCCUGUCGAGGAGACAGGUGGGAAGACUUGUCCAGAUCACAGGUGAACUGCUAUGUCCACAUCAUGAAAGAGGGACUCUGCUCUCGAGUAAGCACACUGGGACUCUACAUGGAAGCAAACAGACAGGUGCCCAAAUUGCUGCCUGUUCUUUGUCCAGAAGAAUCACUGAUCCAUUCAUCAGCCCAGAUUGUCAGCAAACACCUGGUUGGCGUUGACAGCCUCAUCGGGCCAGAUACACAGGUUGGAGAGAAGUCAUCCAUUAAGCAUUCAGUCAUUGGUUCAUCCUGUGUCAUAAGAGAUAGAGUGACUAUUACCAAUUGCAUUCUCAUGAAUUCAGUCACCGUGGAAGAAGGAAGCAACAUCCAAGGCAGCGUCAUCUGCAACAAUGCUGUGAUUGAGAAGGGAGCAGACAUCAAAAACUGCUUGAUUGGAAGUGGCCAGAGGAUUGAAGCCAAAGCUAAACGAGUGAACGAAGUGAUCGUGGGGAAUGACCAGCUCAUGGAGAUCUGAGUUCUGAGCACAUCAAACUCCUUCCUUUUGUUCCCUAAAGCUACAGAUGUUGGCCGGCCCACCUAUUUGAUUCUGUAUUUAUUUCCCAAUAAAGAAGGGCUUCCAAAGGCAUGCUGGAGACUUGUGGAGCAGUUCAAUCUCCGCAGCAGGUGGGCUGCAGGUGU